Heterocephalus glaber (naked mole-rat) is the source of this 1613-nucleotide messenger RNA. It is a transcript of the gene Foxr1, whose product is annotated as forkhead box R1. Lineage: Eukaryota; Metazoa; Chordata; Mammalia; Rodentia; Bathyergidae. Gene Ontology annotation, biological process: regulation of DNA-templated transcription. The record is from RefSeq and is a predicted model, not a curated record. Gene Ontology annotation, molecular function: DNA-binding transcription factor activity; sequence-specific double-stranded DNA binding. Gene Ontology annotation, cellular component: nucleus.
GCGUCUGCGCCUCUCAGCCGCACCUGGGCCGCCGCAGGCUACUUAAGUAGUGUGAGCGCGGGCCGAGCUCCCCACCUGCGAGCCGCUCCCCCGCCCACGGUGGCCACGAAGCUCCGCCACCCUGACUUCUGGGCCAGCCUCCAUGGCCAGGUCCCCGGGCUCCUGGACUGGGACAUGGGCAACGAGUGCUUUCUCUCCUUCACCACGUCGCACCUCCCCAUGACAGAGCAGAUCCUUGCCAAAUAUAAACUCCGAAUGGUUCAUCCGCCUGUAUUGCCUCUGGAAAAGAAACCCAACCCUGAUGGAGAUGGUCUGGAUAUUGAACCCAACCUGUGGAUGUGGGUAAAUCCCAACAUCGUGUACCCUUUGGGCAAGCUGGAGGUCAGAGAUCCUUUGAAGAAGGAGGAUGUGACAAGCAAGCCCCCCUGCCCUCAGCCAUCCCUGGAAAAGCAAGAUGACAGAGGCUCAGAGGGUACAGGGGUGGACUUGAUGCUGCCCUCCUACAAUGAACAGUUGCCCCCUCAGAAGCGGAAGCGGUUCGCCUCUUCCCCUGGUGACAGGGAGCUCACAGAAGAGGAGGCUGAGGACCAGGAUGACAGCUCCUCUGUGGCUCUCCUGUCCCCUCUCACAAGGGCCUCCCUCCAGACUCGGAGGCUGCAGCAAACCGUCAGCCUGGAGGGGAGGCUAUGGUCCAGGCCCCCUCUCAAUUACUUCCACCUUAUUGCCCUGGCACUAAGCAACAGUCCCCCCUGUGGCCUCAACGUGCAACAGAUCUACAGUUUCACUCGACUGCACUUCCCUUUCUUCCGGACGGCUCCAGAAGGCUGGAAGAAUACAAUCCGUCACAAUCUCUGUUUCCGAGACAGCUUUCAGAAAGUGCCGGUCAGUAUGCAGGGGGAGGCCAACCCCCGGCCUCGAUCCUGCCUCUGGAAGUUGACUGAGGAGGGACGCCGCCGCUUUGCGGAGGAGGCCCGAGCCUUGGCUUCCACUCGGCUGGAAAGUAUCCAGCAGUGCAUGAGCCAGCCAGAUGUAAUGCCCUUCCUCUUUGACCUGUAACUAUUAGCAGCAAGAGUCAUCAGCCAUGCCUUAUUAAAGUUCCUGACAGCAGCCUCCGCAUGUGUGUGUGUGCGCCUGUGUUUGCAUGUGUGUUUUCGUGGGGUAGCUCUUGGGACAGGCUCAGGGCAGGAGUAUAGUUCAGCUCCAAAGGUGAAAAUGAGGGCCCUCCGACCUGUGGGUGGCUCCCCAGGCAAAAGGGCAGUUGCUGGUGUUCGGGGUGGGGAGGGCUGUCCUAUGCCUUUCAUUCCUCUUCAGGAUCCUGGAGUGACUUCCAUGUUCCUGGGUUAUGAAGAUUAGCACCACCAUUCAUGUUCAGCAUCCAUUGAGGGGCUGCUGUGGACCCAGCUAGGCUCAGAAGACAGGACCUGUGAGGACCUGUGGUCAAGGCAGAAGCCCUGUAGAAGGCCUUCAUUUCAGGGAGCUGCAGCCUUUAUUAUUUGUGUGGUGCUAGGGAUUGAGCCUCAGGCAUGCUAAGUGUACUCCACCACUGAGCUGCAUCUCCAGCCCUGCUUGAUCUUUGUAUGUGUGUUGUUUGUUGGUUGGUUUUUACAGUAGGG